Molecule: messenger RNA, 867 nt
Organism: Parnassius mnemosyne (clouded apollo)
Lineage: Eukaryota; Metazoa; Arthropoda; Insecta; Lepidoptera; Papilionidae
Source: the annotation of a GenBank genome assembly
AUGGCUGAUAAAAUAUGUAAGGCAUGUAAUGACACAAUCAUUGAUAGAGAGUUUUUGAUUUGUUCCAACUGCGAUGAGUACUAUCAUUUGAAGUGUACAUACAUUUCACCGAAAUUAUAUUAUUUAAAAAAUCCAAAUAAAAGAAGACUAUUCCAGUGUAAGUCAUGUGUAAAAAAAUUACAAGAUAAUGACUGCGUGCUAAACCAGUCCUCACCUUUAACUGAGAGCUUAGAAACGGCUACCAGAAAUGUUACUACACGUAAGAAAAUAAUUACAAAUAAAGAAGCCUCUAAUUCAUUUGGCUCCUUAUCUGUCGAUGAGAACUUUGAAUACUCUUCUUUAACAUCAUCUCCAACACAUGUGGAUCUGACUGAUAAAAAUACCAAAGAUUGUAUAAGCAAAUUAAAUGAAAAAUUAUGUGAACUACAAAGAAAACUUGAUAAUGCAGACAAGGAGAUUGAAGACUUGAUAUCAGAAAACUAUAUAUUAAAAAAAGAAAUAGCCGAAUUUAAGUCGAAACCUGAGAGAUGUGUGUGUAUAUUAUCAUCUAAGAUUAAGAACGCAUCAAGUACAAACAGAUCACAAAACAUUAACGAAGUCGAAUCAAACCUAGUUAACACUGUAGAAAAUAAGGAAACCCCUAAUAAUAUUGAAAGUAAAAAUCAUAAUUCAAUAAUAAAUCAUAAAGAACAACACAAGGUAUGCGUAAAUGAAUAUAAAAAAAUUUAUGGAGAAAAAAGUAAGCAAUGCAGAACUGAUGAACAGAUACCUUUGAAGCACACUAGAAAGAUAUGCAUAAUCAGCAGCAACAACAAAAAUAAUAUAAAGGGCAUUGCACAAGACAAUGACAGAAUUCAAAAUCUCUAA